This is a messenger RNA of Torulaspora delbrueckii, 1509 nucleotides long. It is a transcript of the gene AFG1, whose product is annotated as Afg1p. The record is from RefSeq and is a predicted model, not a curated record. NCBI's taxonomy places the organism in Eukaryota, Fungi, Ascomycota, Saccharomycetes, Saccharomycetales, Saccharomycetaceae. The coding region runs from base 1 to 1509 and encodes 502 amino acids. Gene Ontology annotation, molecular function: ATP binding; ATP hydrolysis activity. Gene Ontology annotation, biological process: protein quality control for misfolded or incompletely synthesized proteins. The transcript has a single exon. Gene Ontology annotation, cellular component: mitochondrion; cytoplasm.
AUGAGUGUGAUAACACUGCAAUUACAAAGUGCUAAUAAUCUUAGGAAUUGCAAGGCCCUGAUUAGCCUAUGCUCUGGAUUCGCUAAACGUCAGUUAGUUACUUCGACAGCUCCUCCCAGCCAUGCUAGUGUAACACCAUUGGAACAGUAUAACAGAUUAGUCAAUUUAAAAAAGUUGAGAAACGAUCCUUAUCAGCAAGGUAUAAUCAAGUCGUUGGGGUCACUGUACGACGCACUGGUUGGAUAUCAACCUCCCGCAAUCAAAACUCCGAAUGCAGUAGAUCAAGUAGGUUGGAGGGCUUCCUUUCUAGGCAAUCUGAUGAAGUUUAAGUCCAAGGCAGAUGAUUUCAGUGGUAUACCCAAAGGAAUUUACCUUUAUGGCGACGUUGGUUGUGGUAAGACCAUGCUGAUGGAUUUAUUUUAUUCAACCGUGCCAGCUAGUUUAUCAAAGAAGAGGAUACACUUUCAUCAAUUUAUGCAGUACGUUCAUCGGAGGUCCCAUGAAAUUAUUAAAGAACAAAAUCUGGAUGCUCUUGGUGCUGCCAAGGGUAAGGAUAUCGAUCCGAUCCCAUUUCUAGCUGCAGAGAUCGCUAGUAGCGCUCGACUGCUUUGCUUCGAUGAAUUUCAAGUGACUGAUGUUGCCGAUGCUAUGUUAUUGAGGCGAUUGCUGACAAGCUUGUUAUCAAAGGAAUACGGCGUGGUUUUGUUUGCUACUUCUAAUAGACACCCCGAUGAGCUUUACGUGAACGGUGUUCAAAGAGAAUCUUUUAUUCCUUGUAUCGAACUGAUCAAAAAGAGAACAGAAGUUAUUUUCCUAGACUCACCAACAGACUAUCGUAAGAUUCCUAGACCCUCGCUUUCCGUCUAUUACUAUCCUGAGAAGGGACAGAAAUACAAUUCUCCAAAAUGCCAAGCGGAGCGAGAAAGUCAUAUAAACCAGUGGUAUAAUUAUUUUGCCCAAAAGGAGAACACCUCCUCCACCGAGCACGAAGUUCUUUAUGAUUUUACGUUAACUACAUGGGGCCGUAAAUUUAGAGUUCCUAAAUGCACACCUGCAUGUGUAGCACAAUUCACCUUUAGGGAGCUGUGUGAACAACCAUUAGCUGCUGGUGACUACCUGUCGUUGGCUAGCAACUUCAAGGCCUUUAUUGUCACUGAUAUCCCAUAUCUGACUGUCUAUGUUAGAGAUGAGGUGAGAAGAUUCAUUACGUUCCUGGACGCUGUCUAUGAUAGUGGUGGUAAACUGGCAACAACUGGCGCUGCAGAUUUCACCUCUUUAUUCGUUGAGCCUGAAGAUAUUCUGAACAGUUUCGAACUCAAAGCGGAUAUUAAAGAUGACUCCGCUAGUGAACAGGACACUGAAGAUGAUGCUUUAGUUAAGAAGCAUGGGUUCUCCAAAGAAAUUGCCAAAAAGUCUCAAAUGUUUGCAUUGGACGAGGAAAGAUUUGCGUUUGCAAGAGCAUUGAGCAGACUGCAUCAGAUGAGUUCAGCAGACUGGAUUGAGCGCUAA